This is a messenger RNA of Macaca mulatta (Rhesus monkey), 996 nucleotides long. It is a transcript of the gene CLEC1B, whose product is annotated as C-type lectin domain family 1 member B. Gene Ontology annotation, cellular component: plasma membrane. Gene Ontology annotation, molecular function: transmembrane signaling receptor activity. The record is from RefSeq and is a predicted model, not a curated record. NCBI's taxonomy places the organism in Eukaryota, Metazoa, Chordata, Mammalia, Primates, Cercopithecidae. Gene Ontology annotation, biological process: platelet formation; signal transduction.
UUAUUUUUGUGUGUUUGUGUUCAAGAUCCAUGUAUCUCUGAGCAGCUAUGCAAAGGCUUCCUGGAAAACAAUAAGCAAAGAAAAAAAUGUGUCCCAUCUCACAUGAUUCUACCCUACUAGAGACAGGAAGAUCAUAUACUGACAGAUAUUGAGAUUGUAAGACUUGGAAACUACAUUUUGCAAAGUCAUUGAACUCCGAGCUCAGUUGCAGUACUCGGGAAGCCAUGCAGGAUGAAGAUGGAUACGUCACCUUAAAUAUUAAAACUCGAAAACCAGCUCUCAUCUCCGUUGAUCCUGCUUCUUCCUCCUGGUGGCGUGUGAUGGCUUUGAUUCUGCUGAUUCUGUGCGUGGGGAUGGUUGUCGGGCUGGUAGCUCUGGGGAUUUGGUCUGUCAUGCAGCACAAUUACCUACAAGAUGAGAAUGAAAAUCGCACAGGAACUCUGCAACAAUUAGCAAAGCGUUUCUGCCAAUAUGUAAUAAAACAAUCAGAACUAAAGGGCACUUUCAAAGGUCAUAAAUGCAGCCCCUGUGACACAAACUGGAGAUACUAUGGAGAUAACUGCUAUGGGUUCUUCAAGCACAACUUAACAUGGAAAGAGAGUAAGCAGUACUGCACUGACUUGAAUGCUACUCUACUGAAGAUUGACAACCAUAACAUUCUGGAAUACAUCAAAGCCAGGACUGGUUUAAUUCGUUGGGUCGGAUUAUCUCGCCAGAAGUCCAAUGAGGUCUGGAAGUGGGAGGAUGGCUCGGUUCUCUCAGAAAAUAUGUUUGAGCUUUUGGAAGACGGAAAAGGAAAUAUGAACUGUGCUUAUUUUCAUAAUGGGAAAAUGCACCCUACCUUCUGUGAAAACAAACAUUAUUUAAUGUGUGAGAGGAAGGCUGGCAUGACCAAGGUUGACCAACUACCUUAAUGCAAAGAGAUGGAUAGGAUAACACAGAUAAGGGCUUUAUUGUACAAUAAAAGAUAUGUAUGAAUGAAUCAGUAGCUGAAAA